Messenger RNA from Exaiptasia diaphana, 1827 nucleotides. RefSeq names its product probable ATP-dependent DNA helicase RecS. The coding region runs from base 1 to 1827 and encodes 608 amino acids. Gene Ontology annotation, cellular component: nucleoplasm; cytoplasm; nucleus. NCBI's taxonomy places the organism in Eukaryota, Metazoa, Cnidaria, Anthozoa, Actiniaria, Aiptasiidae. Gene Ontology annotation, molecular function: four-way junction helicase activity; nucleic acid binding; ATP binding. The transcript has 2 exons. Gene Ontology annotation, biological process: telomere maintenance; double-strand break repair via homologous recombination. The record is from RefSeq and is a predicted model, not a curated record.
AUGGCGUCCGAAUCAAGUAAUCUUACAAGCAUAUUUAAACAAGCGCUCUCUUCUGCUGUUAACUCUCUCUUUCCUGAGAUUGAAAGCGUAAAACAAGAACAAGAAAAAGCUAUCUUUGAAAUUUUGAAAAGGCGAGAUGUUUUUGCGGUUUUGCCGACUGGAUACGGCAAAUCUUUCGUCUUCCAAGUCCUUCCUGUUUUGACCGAAUUGCUGAACUCAUAUGGACUUCAAUUCCCGAAAAAAGCAAUAAUAAUUGUUUUGUGUCCACUUACUUCGCUCGUGGAGUCUCACAUCGAUGAAUUGAAGAAACGUGGACUGAAUGCUUGCUCUCUAACAGGGGAAUGUGUCGACGAGAAAGGACUUAAAAAUGGCGACUACUCCUUUGUAUUCACAAGUCCUGAGUGCUUACUCAACGUCGAGAAGUGGCGAUCAAUGCUGAGAAGCGAAAUCUACCAAAGCAAUUUGUUUUGCCUUGUUACUGAUGAAGCUCAUGUCGUACCAAAAUGGGGCCAUGGUAAUGCUAAAGAGCGAAAGGCAGCUUUUCGUGAAAGCUUUGGACGAAUUGGUGAUUUGCGCUCACUCAUGCCUGUGGGAUCACCAGUACUUGCCCUAACAGCUACUGCCACAAAAGAGGUCACAAGAAAGACUGUGGAAGCUCUUGGUUUGAAAAACAAUUACAUGAAUAUUCGAGUCAGCCCUAACAGAUCAAAUAUUUUCCUAUAUAAAGAGCGCACCACAAAUGAUCUAUCCUGUUUCUCUUGGAUUAUUAAUUCAUUGAGGGAAACCAAGGAAAAGUCCCCUAAAUGUAUYAUUUACUGUAAACGUCAAGUGGACUGUGGAUAUUUGUAUCGACACUUCAUGCAAGAACUUGGAGAAAAUGCAUAUGUGACCAACACAUCCCAUGAGUCCAAAAAUAGUCUKAUUGGUAUGUAUCAUUCAAAAACUUUGCAAAAGCAAAAGGAUCGUGUCAUCAAUGAUGCACUUGAUGAAGAUGGCAUAUGUCGGGUUGUUUUAGCUACCACAGCUUUAGGAAUGGGUAUAAAUAUMCCAAAUGUAAGAUAUGUCAUCCAUUAUGGACCCCCAAAGGAAAUGGAUUAUUUUGCACAAGAAAUUGGCAGAGCAGGCCGUGAUGGCCUGGAUUCUAUAUCAAUCAUGUAUUACAGAGGGGCACAAACACACCGUUGUUCGAAGCAAGUUUUGGACUAUGCAAGAAAGGAGUCAGUUUGUCUUCGGGAACAACUUCUUGCUUCAUUUGAAGAGACUGUAGUUCCAAAUAAAGGAACCCACAAAUGCUGCAUGGUUUGUCACCUAUCCUGCAAGUGUGAGGAUGUAUGCCCUGUGCCAUUAUGGUCUCCUUCAAACAAGACAGCAGGUCCAUCCAAUGUAGAGGAAAAAAGAACAAGGAAAGUUUCAAAAGGAGACAGAGAACUUUUGAAGGCCCUGCUAAGUGAGUUUAAAACAAAACUGGCUAAUAAGUGCCCUUCCUAUUAUUUAACACCUGAGUCAACAACUGGAUUUAGUGACUCAGUGAUUGCUUCAACUGUAAAAAGUGCCAAGUAUAUUUUCACCUUUCAAGAUGUCUUAGAUUAUGUACCUGUUUUUUCAAAGAACCACGCAAUAGAGAUUCUCUUGAUUUUCAAUGACAUAUUUGAAGACAUACAGGUAGAUGCUGCAUUAUUGGAACAACAUACAGAGCAUCCAAUUGAUAUUCUGGAUUAUGAUCUGGAAUAUUGUGAAGAUUAUUUAUCAGACAGUUCAUAUGACAGUUCAAAUGGGUCUGAUGUAUCUAUGGAUUCAGUUUUAUCAGGAAUUGAUGUUCUACAAUAA